GCCACGGCCGACACGUUGGAAUGCACCACAGGACUCGAACGCUCCAGUUUGGAUCAUACUCUUUUGCUGGUUCGUUGGCUGAGAUUCUUCUAUCUCUAACCCAUGGAGGUUGUGUCUGCAUCCCGACAGACGAGGAGAGGACAAGUAAUCUUGCCUCAGCUAUCUCUAGGAUGGGAAUUACCUGGGCAUUCCUUACUUCAACCGUCCUUGAUCUCCUCAGCCCCAAGGCAGUGCCAUCAUUGAUUACUCUAUGCGUAGGCGGAGAACCAAUACGCAUCUCUCAGAUAGUGCAGUGGGAAGCCUGGGUGUACCUGCGGCAGACAUAUGGAAGUAGCGAGACGUCUGGUUUUGUGUCCUCUAGACGAUUGAAUAGCAUGUCCUCAACUAGAGAUGUAGGCCGAGCCAGCACGGGCAUCUACUGGAUUGUGGACCCAAAUGACCACAGUAAGCUUGCUCCAAUUGGAGCCAUUGGUGAGGUGCUCAUCGAAGGAGCCAUACUUGGCCGGGAAUACAUUGACGAGCCAGAGAAGACGGCCGCUACUUUUAUUAAAGCUCCAGCAUGGAGACGCUCCUUUGCCGAAAAUCUAAGCCAGCCACAUCUCUACAAGACGGGAGACCUGGCGAGAUAUAAGCAAGACGGGUCAAUUGAGCUGCUCGGGCGAAAGGACAACCAAGUAAAGCUGCGUGGGCAGCGCAUUGAGCUGGGGGAGAUAGAGCAUCAAGCCCAGCUUGCAAGCACAUAUGCGAAGCAGAUCGCGGUCGAGCUUAUCCGGCCUAAAGGUGAAGAUGGUAUGCUGGCCUGUUUCAUCGUAGUCGACGAUAGUAAAAAUCCCCCGGCGCACGAUGAUGAAGAACGCGCUACGCGGCGAACGCAUACACAGGACAUCAUACAGGCAAUACAGGCCAGGCUAGAGCAGUGGCUACCACAGUACAUGGUACCAUCUGUGUUCAUUCCUGUAGCAAACUUGCCGGCGACCUCAUCAAGAAAGAUUGACAGAAAGCGAUUGCGAGAGAUUGGAGCCUCGUUCUCAUCCCAACAAUUGGCGGAGAUGCGGCUAUUUAGCCAAGGGCCGAAGCGGCUGCCAUCGACGCAGACGGAGCAGAUGGUACAGCAGCUGUGGGGGCAGGCACUGCAGAUCGAGCCCCAGAGUAUUAGUCUGGACGACAGCUUCUUCCGCCUCGGCGGCGAUUCGAUCAUGGCAAUGAAGCUAGUCGGUGAAGCUCGCAGGAUAGGAAUGCACCUAAGCGUGGCUGACAUCUUCCGCCACCCGCAGCUGGACCAAUUAGCCUCUGCAGUCAUUGUAUCAACACAUAACUCCCUUACCGCUAUCCCGCACGUUGACCAUGUUGGUCCUGUCAAGCAAUCGUUCGCCCAAGGCAGGUUGUGGUUCUUGGAAGAACUACACCCUGGCCUGACUUGGUAUCUCAUGCCACUUGCCGUGCGUUUCAAGGGCCCCCUUAAUCUUGUAGCACUGAACGCCGCUUUCCAUGCAAUCGAAAGCCGCCAUGAAACCCUACGAACAACAUUCGCUACUGAUAGGGGUGUCAGUGUGCAGAUUGUGCAACCCUUCCGCGCUAAAGAGCUCAAUAUCAUCAACAUUCUCCCAGACAAUGAACAGGGUCUUAUAGAUGCCGUGCAACAGGACCAGACGACUCCCUUUGACCUACGCACUGAGCCUGGAUGGAGAGUAUCGGUCUACCGGGUCAACGAACAUGAUCACGCACUAUCCAUUGUCAUGCACCACAUAGUGUCCGACGGCUGGUCUGUCGAUGUCCUUAUGCGCGAACUGGCUGCGUUCUACUCCGCCGCGUUGCGCAGCCAGGACCCUCUAUCCCAGGUUCAACCUCUUCCCAUCCAGUACCGCGACUUCUCUGUGUGGCAGAGAAAACAAGUCCAGGUCGACGAGCAUCAGAGACAGCUCAGCCACUGGCUUACGCAACUAAAGGGAAGCCGACCGGCAGAGCUGCUGUGCGAUAAGCCUAGACCCGCAACUCUCUCUGGCAAGGCCGAUAGUCGAACACUAGAGAUCAGCGGCCGGCUGUAUGCGGAGCUACAAGAUUUCUGCAACGCGCACGAAGUGACGCUGUUUGUGGCUCUGCUCGCUGCCUUUAGAGCUACGCACUUCCGCCUUACAGGCCAGGACGAUGCUACCAUUGGCACUGCAAAUGCGAAUCGGGACUGGUGGGAGGUUAAAGAUAUUAUUGGAUUCUUUGUUAACAUGCAGUGCCUUCGGAUCACAAUUAACGACGAGAGUUUUGAAGAACUAGUUCAACAGGUCCACGGGGUAGCAGUUGCGUCGCUUGCUAACCAGGACGUGCCGUUCGAGACCAUUGUCUCGCAGCUUAAGCAGGACAGAGACCUGUCUCGUCAUCCACUUGUACAACUUGUCUUUGCGGUGCACUCUCAGCAAAACCUGGGACAACUGGUUCUAGAAGGCGUGGAAACAGAGGGUAUACAUGGCGCAGCAACCUCAAGGUUCGACCUUGAGUUCCAUUUCUAUCCUCAGACAAAUGGCCUCCAGGGUAAUGUUGUCUUCUCAACAGACCUCUAUGCGCCCGAGACAAUUGAAAAUAUGCUGUCGCUUUUCCACAACGUCCUUGAAGGGUGCCUAAAGGACCCAAAGGCGGUGGUUGCAUCCUUGCCGUUAUUAACUAACAACAACUUCGCGAAGCUCGAAGCGAUGAGGCUAGUUCAGGUCGAGCAGACCAACUACCCGCGCGAGUCAAGUGUUGUCGACCUCUUCCGUCAGCAAGCCUCUACUCAUCCGUCCAGGGUCGCCGUUAUAGACGCUUCAGCGGAGAUGGGCUAUGCUGAGCUGGACAGGGCUUCAGAUCUUCUUGCUCGGUGGCUGGUACGUCGCUCUAUCCCGCCUGAGAGUCUGGUCGGCGUGCUCGCAAGUCGAAGUUGUCAGGCCAUCGUUGCGUUGCUGGGCAUUCUAAAGGCCAACCUGGCGUACCUACCGUUCGAUGUUAAAAUACCAGGGAAGCGUAUGGAAGCUAUCCUUUCCUCCCUUUCAAGCCAGACGAUCAUCUUGCUUGGAUCUGACGUGCAGCCUCCGAUGGCCAAGCAGAGCAACGUCGAUUUCGUCCUCAUUACCGAAAUCCUGAAUGAGCAGGCGAAGGAUGAGUCUGCGGGGUGGAAAUCUGGUACAGCGGUCGGGCCGUCAGCUACCAACCUUGCAUAUGUCAUGUUUACCUCAGGAUCCACAGGCCAGCCCAAGGGGGUCAUGGUAGAGCAUCGCGGCAUUGUGCGCCUGGUUAGAGAUAACAACCUCGUCCAGCAUCUGCCAGCAUCGCGAGUCAUGGCGCACAUGGCUAACCUUGCCUUUGACGGUUCCACGUGGGAGAUAUACGCCUGUCUCUUGAACGGCGGAACGCUCGUCUGCAUUGACGCAAUGGCGGUGUUGGACCCGGAAGCUUUAGGACGAACGUUUCGUCAGCACCAUGUCCAAACAGCCUUCAUGACCACAACACUGUUCAGAAGUCAUGCUCUAGGGUCUCCUGCUGUACUUAAUACGCUUGCCAUGAUUUGUGUGGGAGGGGAGCCCCUGCACCAAAAAGACUUUGUCGCGAUACAGAGCUUAGUGAGCAGCAAGAUCAUUAAUGGAUACGGCCCCACUGAGAACACAACCUUUAGCACGUCCUUCAUCCUCCAAAAGGAAGAGCACUUGCCCAAUGGUGUGCCUAUUGGCCGCGCGCUGAGUAACUCGGGUGCCCACGUCAUGGAUCCAGAGCUGCGACUGGUACCACUUGGAGUCAUUGGAGAGCUCGUGGUUACGGGUGACGGUCUGGCACGAGGUUACACUGACCCUCAGCGAGACAUCAAUAGGUUUGUUUCCGUCACUGUUGCUGGCCAGACGGUGAGGGCCUAUCGCACAGGUGAUUAUGUCCGCCAUCGCCCUACAGACGGGCUGCUAGAGUUCUUCUGCCGGAUGGAUGGCCAGAUCAAGGUUCGGGGAAACCGUGUCGAGCUGGGAGAGAUCGAGAAUGUUCUCCGCAGCCACGGCUCUGUGAGCGAUGCAGUGACUGUGCUGCAACAGCACGAUGAUGACGAGGUCCAGCUCACAGGCUUUGUCACCAUCCAUGAAGGCGAUGGGCUGGCCGAUGAGCAGGCUGGCGCUGGCCCCGAAUCACAGCACGUCGACACAUGGGAGGAGCAGUUCGAUGCCGAGAUCUACUCUCCAAUUCACAACGUUCGACCGGAGACCAUUGGACGCGACUUCAUCGGAUGGACGUCUAUGUAUGACGGCACGGAUAUAGACAAAGCGGAGAUGAACGAGUGGCUAGACGACACCAUCGCCACGUUGCUCAACGGUCGGGAACCUGGGCAUGUUCUAGAGAUUGGAUCAGGCACCGGUAUGGUCCUCUUCAACUUGGGCAAGGGCCUGCAGAGCUAUGUCGGUCUUGAGCCAUCUCAAAAGGCUGUCGACUUCAUCAUGGCAACUGCUAAGUCUAUGCCUGCACUGGCAGGUAAGGUGCAAAUGUAUAAAGCCACAGCAGCAGACGUUGGCCAGCUGGAACGGCCAAUUACUGCCAACCUUGUGGUCAUGAACUCAGUUGUGCAAUACUUCCCCAGCCAGGACUAUCUUUUUAAGCUCAUCCAGGACCUGCUUGCCCUUGAAGGCGUGCGUACCCUCUUCUUUGGCGACAUCCGGUCGUAUGCGCUGUACCGCGAGUUCCUAGCUACUCGAGCGCUACGUAUGGCCGGGAACAAGGUCGCAAAGGCUGAUAUUCUACGCAUGAUGGCCGAUAUGGAGCGAGUCGAGCGGGAGCUGCUGGUUGACCCAGCGUUUUUCACCGCCCUGCCAAGUCGCUUGCCAGGGCUAGUCGAGCAUGUCGAGAUCCUGCCCAAGAAGAUGAAAGCGACCAACGAGCUUAGCUGCUAUCGAUACGCAGUCGUGGUCCACGUCAGGACUGGAGGCCAGCCAGAGCAUGAUAUUCAUCACAUUGAACAAAACAGAUGGAUUAACUUUGCGGAGCGCAAACUGGGUCGCCAGUCUCUUGUAGAGCAGCUGCAUAGCUCCUCCACCUCACCUCUAAUCGCGGUGAGCAAUAUUCCUCACAGCAAAACCAGUAUAAGCCGCUGCCUUGUCGCCUUGCUGGACGAUACGACAUCAGAGACAACAGCUCAGCAGGACUGGCUUUCCUCUGUGUACAAGGAAGCGAAGCAUGUCCCCGCCCUUUCUGCCACUGACUUGGUUGACCUUGCCGAAGAAGCUGGCUACCAGGUCGAGAUCAGCUGGAGCAGGCAGCACUCCCGGAAUGGUAGUCUGGACGCCGUCUUCCACCGGUAUCAGCCGCAGCAUGGAGGGAAGCGGGUGAUGUUCCGGUUCCCUAGAGAUGACGUGGGUCGACCGCUGCAGAGUCUUAGCAGCAGGCCAUUACGGCAUCAAUUCCUGAAGAAAACCCAACAGCAGUUGCAGGAGAUGCUUGAGGCGCAGCUGCCUACUUACAUGGUUCCUCAGAGCAUUACUGUCCUGAAGGCAAUGCCGAUCAACCAGAACGGCAAGGUCGACCGCAAGACGCUCGCGCAACGACGAGAAAACAGAACAUCCCAUCAAGGGCCCUUACAGCAACCGACUUUAGAAGUAGAAAAGAAGAUGCAGCAGCUGUGGGCGCGUGCGUUGCACAUCGACCCCCAGAGUAUUGGCCUGGUCGACAGCUUCUUCCGCCUCGGCGGCGACUCAAUCAUGGCCAUGAAGCUAGUCGGCGAAGCUCGCAGGAUAGGAAUACACCUGAGCGUAGCUGACAUAUUCCGCCACCCGCAGCUGGACCAAUUAUCCUCUGCAGUCAUUGCAUCAACACAUAACCCCCUUACCGCUAUCCCGCACAUUGAUCAUGCUGGUCCUGUCGAUCAAUCGUUCGCCCAACGCAGGUUGUGGUUCCUAGAAGAACUGCACUCUGGUCUUACCUGGUAUCUCAUGCCACUUGCCGUGCGUCUCAAGGGCCCACUUAAGCUGGAAGCGCUCAACACCGCUAUUCAUGCAAUCGAAACCCGCCAUGAAACCCUACGCACAACAUUCGCUACUGAUGGCGGCGCCAGUGUGCAGAUUGUGCAACCCUUUUGCGCCAAAGAGCUCAGCGUCAUUGAAAUUCUCCCAGGUGAUGAACAGGGUCUUGCGGAUGCCGUACAACAGGACCAGACAACUUCCUUUGACCUAUGCACUGAGCCUGGAUGGAGAGUAUCAAUCUACCGGGUCAACAAAAAUGAUCAUUUGCUGUCGAUUGUCAUGCAUCACAUCGUGUCCGACGGCUGGUCUGUCGAUGUGCUCAUGCGCGAACUGGCUGUGUUCUACUCCGCCGCGUUGCGCAGCCAGGACCCUCUAUCCCAGGUUCAACCUCUUCCCAUCCAGUACCGCGACUUCUCUGUGUGGCAGAGACAACAAGCACAGGCUGAUGAGCAUCAGAAACAGCUCAGCUAUUGGCUGGCGCAACUCCAGGGAAGCCGACCAGCAGAGCUGAUGUGCGAUAAGCCUAGACCCGCGACUCUCUCUGGCAAGGCCGAUAUUCGAACACUAGAUAUCAGCGGCCGGCUGUAUGCAGAGCUGCAAGAUUUCUGCAACGCGCACGAAGUGACGCUGUUUGUGGCUCUGCUCGCUGCCUUUAGAGCUACGCACUUCCGCCUUACAGGCCAGGAUGAUGCUACCAUUGGCACUGCAAAUGCUAACCGGGACCGGUGGGAGGUUAAAGAUAUUAUUGGGUUCUUUGUUAACAUGCAGUGCCUUCGGAUCACCAUUAAUGACGAGAGUUUUGAAGAACUAGUUCAACAGGUCCACAGGGUAACAGUUGCGUCGCUUGCUAACCAGGACGUGCCGUUUGAGAGCAUUGUCUCUCAGCUUAAGCAGGACAGAGACCUGUCUCGUCAUCCACUUGUACAACUUGUCUUUGCGGUGCACUCUCAGCAAAACCUGGGACAACUGGUACUGGAAGGCGUGGAAACAGAGGGUAUACAUGGGGCAGCGACGUCAAGGUUUGACCUUGAGUUUCACUUCUUCCAAGAGCCUAAUGGCCUACACGGCAAUGUCUUCUUCUCAACGGACCUUUAUGACCCCAAGACAAUCGCCAACAUGUUGUCGCUUUUCCACAGCACCCUCCAAGGGUGCCUAAGAGAUCCACAGGCGGUCGUUGCGUCCUUGCCGUUAUUGACUAACAGCGACUUCGCUAAGCUCGAUGCAAUGGGGCUAGUUCGGGUCGAGCAGACCAACUACCCGCGCGAGUCGAGCGUUGUGAACCUCUUCUGCCAGCAAGUAUCUACUCAUCCAUCUAGGGUCGCUGUCACAGACGCUUCAGCGGAAAUGAGCUACGCUGAGCUGGACAGGGCAUCGGGUCUUCUUGCUCGGUGGCUGGUACGUCGCUCGUUACCGCCUGAGAGUCUGGUCGGAAUGCUUGCGAAUCGAAGCUGCGAGGCUAUCGUUGCGUUCUUGGGAAUUCUGAAGGCCAACCUGGCGUACCUACCAUUUGAUGUUAAAACACCAGGAAAGCGAAUGGAAGCUGUCCUUUCCUCCUUUCCAGGCCAGAGGGUCAUCUUGCUUGGAUCUGACGUGCAGCCUCCAGAAGUCAAGUUGAGUAACGUCGAGUUCGUCCGCAUUACCGAAGUCCUGAACGAGCAGGCUAACGAUGAGUCUGCGGGGUGUAAAUCUGAUACAGCGGUCGGGCCAUCAGCUACCAGCCUUGCAUAUGUCAUGUUUACCUCGGGAUCGACGGGACAGCCUAAGGGGGUCAUGGUAGAGCAUCGCGGCAUUGUGCGUCUGGUUAGAGAUAACAACCUCGUGCAGCAUCUGCCAGCAUCGCGAGUCAUGGCACACAUGACGAAUCUUGCUUUCGACGUCUCGACAUGGGAGAUCUAUGCCUGUCUCUUGAACGGCGGAACGCUCGUCUGCAUUGACGCAAUGGCAGUGCUUGACCCACAGGUCAUGGUUCAGAUAUUCACUCAACGCGCUAUUCGGAUGGCUGUGUUUACACCAUCUUUGUUUAGACAGUUGACUCUAGAGUCUUCUGCGAUAUUCACUGCGCUCGAAAUGCUUUGUGUGGGCGGUGAAGCAAUGUACCCACAGGACUAUUUUGCAGCAGAAAGUAUCCUCACUGGUAAGAUUAUUAACUGCUAUGGGCCGACAGAGAAUACAGGGAUCAGCGCGACCUUUGUCCUGCACAAGAAGGAACAGUUCACUAACGGCGUGCCUAUUGGUCGCGCGCUGAGCAAUUCGGGCGCCUAUGUCAUGGAUCCGAAGCUACAACUCGUGCCACUCGGAGUCAUUGGAGAGCUCGUUGUCACUGGUGACGGUCUGGCACGAGGAUACACUGAUCCCCAGCGAGACAUCGAUAGGUUUGUUACCGUCACAAUCGCUGGCCAGACAGUGAGGGCCUAUCGAACAGGUGAUUACGUCCGCCAUCGCCCUACAGACGGUCUUCUGGAGUUCUUCGGCCGGAUAGACGGACAAAUCAAGAUCCGGGGACAUCGUGUUGAGCUGGGGGAAAUUGAGCACGUCCUUCGCAGCCACGGCUCUGUAAGCGAUGCAGUGGCUGUGCUGCAACAGUAUGUUGAUGAUGAGGUCCGGCUCACAGGCUUUGUCACUAUCCAUGAACGCGAUGCGUUGGUAGAUGAGCAGGGCAGUUCUAGCCCCGAAUCACAGCACGUUGACGCAUGGGAGGAGCAGUUCGAUGCCGAGAUCUACUCUCCAAUCGGCAACGUUCGACCGGAGACCAUUGGACGCGACUUCAUCGGAUGGACGUCUAUGUAUGACGGCACGGAUAUAGACAAAGCGGAGAUGAACGAGUGGCUAGACGACACCAUCGCCAUGCUGCUCAACGGUCGGGAACCUGGGCAUGUUCUAGAGAUUGGAUCAGGCACCGGUAUGGUCCUCUUCAACUUGGGCAAGGGCCUGCAGAGCUAUGUCGGUCUUGAGCCAUCUCAAAAGGCUGUCGACUUCAUCAUGGCAACUGCUAAGUCUAUUCCUGCACUGGCAGGAAGGGUACACAUGUAUAAAGCCACAGCAGCGGAUGUUAGCCAGCUAGAACGGCCAAUUAUUGCCAGCCUUGUGGUCCUAAACUCAGUUGUGCAAUACUUCCCCAGCCAGGAUUAUCUUUUUAAGCUCAUCCAGGACCUGCUUGCGCUUGAAGGCGUGCGUACCCUCUUCUUUGGCGACAUCCGGUCGUAUGCACUGUACCGCGAGUUCCUAGCUACCCGAGCGCUACGCAUGGCUGGCGACAAGGUCGCAAAGGGCGAUAUUCUACGCAUGAUGGCCGAUAUGGAGCGAGUCGAGCGGGAGCUGCUGGUUGACCCAGCGUUUUUCACCGCCCUGCCAAGUCGCUUGCCAGGGCUAGUCGAGCAUGUCGAGAUCCUGCCCAAGAAGAUGAAAGCGACCAACGAGCUUAGCUGCUAUCGAUACGCAGUCGUGGUCCACGCCAGGACCCGAGGCCAGCCAGACCAUUAUAUUCAUCAAAUUGAACAAGACAGAUGGAUUAACUUUGCGGAGCGUAAAUUAGAUCCCAAGUCUCUUCUAGAGCAGCUGCACAGUUCUUCCCUCUCACCUCUGAUGGCGGUGAGCAAUAUCCCUCACAGCAAGACCAUUUUAAGCCGCUGCCUUGUCGCCUCGCUGGACGAUGCGGCAUCAGAGACAACAGCUCAGCAGGACUGGCUUUCCUCUGUGUACAAGGAAGCGAAGCAUGUCCCCGCCCUUUCUGCCACUGACUUGGUUGACCUUGCCGAAGAAGCUGGCUACCAGGUUGAGAUCAGCUGGAGCAGGCAGUACUCGUGGAAAGGUGGUCUUGACGCCGUCUUCCACCGGUAUCAGCCGCAAAAUGGGGGGAAGCGGGUGAUGUUCCGGUUCCCUAGCGAUGAAGUGGAUCGACCGCUGCAUAGUCUUAGCAGCAGACCAUUACGGCAUCAAUUCCUGCAGAAAACCCAACAGCAGUUACACGAAAUGCUUGAGGCGCAGCUGCCUACUUACAUGGUUCCUCAGAGCAUUACUGUCCUGGAGGCAAUGCCGAUCAACCAGAACGGCAAGGUCGACCGCAAGAUGCUCGCGCAACAACGACAAAAAGUAACAUUUAAUCAAGGAAUCAUGCCGCUGCAGAAACUAUCGACGGCACAAACCAGAAUGCAGCAACUAUGGGCUCACGGGCUGGGCAUUGAGCCGGAGAGAAUUGGCCUGAACGACAGCUUCUUCCGCCUCGGCGGUGACUCUAUCGCGGCUAUGAAGCUGGUCGGUGAAGCUCGCAAGAUGGGAAUGCGCCUAAGCGUGGCAGACAUCUUCCGCAAUCCUACACUCACUGACCUGGCUGGCUUAGACUACAGCCAUAGCGGCACCUCUACCGAAGACAUUCUUCCCUUUUCUCUGCUAGGCGAAGAGGUGGACGUAGCCGCCGCCCGCGAGGAAGCGGCCGUCACCUGCGGUGUUGAUACCAGUCUCGUCGAGGACUUAUACCCAUGCUCGCCGUUGCAGGAAGGGCUGGUAUCGCUGACGUCCAAGCGAGCCGGAGACUACAUCAUGCAGGGUGUGCUGGAGCUACGGGCUGAGAUAGACGAAGAGGCUUUCCGAGCUGCCUGGGAGAACGUCUUCCGCUCAAUGGCAGUGUUGCGUACGCGGAUCGUGCAGAACAGCAAUCUUGGCUUGCUUCAGGCCGUGAUAGCAGAGGACAUCCCGUGGCUUGAGGCAGAAGGACUAGAGGAGUACCUUGAGAAGGACAAGUCAGUGUCCAUGGGGCUCGGUGAUCCCUUGACACGCUACGCCAUUAUAACGGAAGCAAAAGAAGCGAAGCGCUGGGUGGUGUGGACAGUUCACCACGCAUUGUACGACGGCUGGUCGCUCCCUCACAUCAUAGAUGUGGUAACUAAGGCGUACACCGAGGGCGUGGUAGAACAGCGGCCUGGUUUUCACGCCUUCAUCAAAUAUCUCAACCAGCACGACGAGGAGGUCACGGCGAUGUAUUGGAAGAACGCUCUCUAUGACUGCCAGGCAACACUAUUCCCGCCCCUGCCGUCAGCAGUGCAGCAGCCUGUUGCGGAUGCAAUGAUAGACUAUCAAUGCCCUCCGCUUCCCAAAGCACCCUCUGACACGACAACAUCGGCGCUUGUCCGCGCCGCCUGGGCCAUCAUCACCAGUCGAUAUACAAACUCAGAUGAUGUGGUGUUCGGCACUACAGUCACAGGACGGAAUGCUCCUGUUGCUGGCAUUGAAGCCAUAAUUGGGCCUACUAUCGCAACUGUGCCAGUGCGGGUGCGAGUGGCAGGCGAUCAGACUAUAUCUGCCUUCCUCCAUAGAUUGCAGCAGCAAGCGACGGACAUGAUUCCGUACGAGCAGACUGGACUGCAACGGAUUGCCAAGAUAUCGGCAGGCGCGCGGCUUGCCUGCGGCUUCCAGACUCUUCUGGUUGUGCAGCCUACAAGCGACGCCCCUGGAAACAAUCGGGUGCUAGGAGAGUGGCGUGGCCGCUCCGAGCUGCAAGACUUCUCGACUUACGGGCUGAUGCUGCAGUGCACACUGUCUGCAGACGGGAUAUGCAUCACAGCAAGCUUCGACAGGCAGGUGAUAGAGGAGUGGCUGGUUAAGAAGAUAUUGAGCCAGUUCAGCUUCAUCAUGCAACAGUUGGCCAGAGCACAACCAGAUGAGAAAGUGGCUGAUAUGGACCCACUCACGCCUGAGGAGAGAACAGAGUUGUGGGCGUGGAACCGCGAAAUGCCGGCGGCGGUUGAACGGUGCAUUCACGACCUGUUCGCAGAGCAGGUCCGGGAACAGCCCGAUGCGCCCGCCAUUUGCUCAUGGGACGGCGAGAUGACAUACGGCGAGCUGGAUGCGCUGUCCACUAGACUUGCAAGCCACCUCGUUGGGCUGGGUGUCAAGCCAGAAGACAUUGUGCCACUGUGCUUUGAGAAGUCCAUGUGGACCGUGGUCGCAAUGUUGGCGGUGCUCAAGGCGGGCGGAGCAUUUCUCCUUCUUGACUUAUCUUUGCCCCACGAACGUCUGAAGGUGAUGUGUAGUAGAGUGUAUAGUACGCUUGCCCUGGCAUCUGCAGCAGCGGUACCGGUUGUAGAAAGUUUGGUUAGAGCUGUCAUGAUUGUCAACGAAAACUCAAUAGUGCAUGUCGCUCAACACGCUUCUCGGACCGCCGUAGUGCAGCCUACAGAUACGGCCUAUGUUAUCUUCACCUCUGGAAGCACUGGAGAACCAAAGGGAUGCAGAAUUGAGCAUCGGUCAGCUUGCUCCGCUGUGGUAGGCCACGGCCGACACGUUGGAAUGCACCACAGGACUCGAACGCUCCAGUUUGGAUCAUACUCUUUUGCUGGUUCGUUGGCUGAGAUUCUUCUAUCUCUAACCCAUGGAGGCUGUGUCUGCAUCCCGACAGACGAGGAGAGGACAAGUAAUCUAGCCUCAGCUAUCUCUAGGAUGGGAAUUAACUGGGCAUUCCUUACUUCAACUGUCCUUGAUCUCCUCAGUCCUAAGGCAGUACCAUCAUUGACUACUGUAUGCGUAGGCGGAGAACCAAUACGCAUCUCUCAGAUAGCGCAGUGGGAAGCCUGGGUGUACCUGCGGCAAACAUAUGGAAGUAGCGAGACGUCUGGUUUUGUCUCGUCCAUGAGACUGAAUAGUACAUCCUCAACUAAAGAUGUAGGCCGAGCAACCACAGGCGUCUACUGGAUUGUGGAUCCGAAUGACCACAGCAAGCUUGCUCCAAUCGGAGCCAUUGGCGAGGUGCUCAUCGAAGGGGCUGUACUUGGCCGAGAGUACAUUAACGAGCCUGACAAGACAGCCGCUACUUUUAUUAAAGCUCCAGCGUGGAGGGGCUCCUUUCCAGCAAAUGUAAGCCCACUACGUCUCUACAAGACCGGAGACCUGGCGAGAUACAAGCACGACGGGUCAAUUGAGCUGCUUGGGCGAAAGGACAACCAAGUAAAGCUGCGUGGGCAGCGCAUUGAGCUGGGGGAGAUAGAGCAUCAAGCCCAGCUUGCAAGCACAGAUGUGAAGCAGAUUGCGGUUGAGCUUAUUCACCCUCAGGAGGAAGAAGGUGGUAUUUUGGCCUGUUUCAUCGUAGUCGACAGUAGGACAGAUCCCCCGGCGCACGAGGACGAGGAACAUGCUACACCGCGGCCGUAUACACAGAACGUCAUACAGGCAAUACAGGCCAGGCUAGAGCAAUGGCUCCCACAGUACAUGGUACCCUCCGUGUUCAUUCCAGUACCAAGUUUGCCAGCUACCUCAUCAAGAAAGAUUGACAGGAAGCGAUUGCGAGAAAUUGGGGCCUUGUUUUCGGCCCAACAACUAGUGGAGAUGCGGGCAUUAAGCCAAGGGCCGAAGCGGCUACCAUCCACGCAGACAGAGCAGACCAUGCAGCAGCUGUGGGGGCAAGCGCUGCACAUAGAGCCCCAAAGUAUUGGGCUGGACGAUAGCUUCUUCCGCCUCGGCGGCGAUUCGAUCGCGGCCAUGAAGCUAGUUGGUGAAGCUCGCAGGAUAGGAAUGCACUUAAGUGUAGCUGACAUCUUCCGUAAUCCGCGGCUGGAUCAGUUAGCCUCUGCAGCCACUGCUUCAACACACAACUCCCAUACCGCAAUUCCGCACAUUGAUCAUGUUAGUCCCGUGGAGCCAUCGUUUGCGCAAGGCCGACUGUGGUUCCUAGAGCAACUGUAUCCUGGCUUGAACUGGUACCUCGUGCCGUUUGCAGUGCGCAUCAGGGGCCCGCUUCAGCUCACAGCACUUAACACCGCCGUUCACGCAAUCGAGAGUCGCCACGAGACGCUCCGGACAACGUUCGCCACUGAUGGCGGCGUCAGUGUGCAGAUUGUUCAGCCCUUCUGCGCCAAAGAGCUCAAUGUCAUCGACAUUCUCUCAGGCGAUAAACAGGGUCUUGCGGAUGCUGUGCAGAAGGACCAGACAACUCCCUUCGACCUGCACACGGAGCCUGGAUGGCGAGUAUCCGUCUACCGAGUCAAUGAAGACGAUCACGCACUGUCCAUUGUGAUGCAUCACAUCGUCUCUGACGGCUGGUCUGUCGCUGUGCUUAUGCGUGAACUGGCUGCGUUCUACUCCGCCGCGUUGCGCAGCCAGGACCCACUAUCCCAGUUUCAACCGCUUCCCAUUCAGUACCGUGACUUCUCUGUGUGGCAGAGACAACAAGUCCAGGUCGACGAGCACCAGAGACAGCUCAGCUACUGGCUGACCCGGCUCCAAGGAAGCCGACCGGCAGAGCUGAUCUGCGACAAGCCUAGACCCGCGACUCUAUCUGGCAAAGCCGAUAUUCGAACGCUAGAUAUCAGCGGCCGGCUGUACGCAGAGCUGCAGGGGUUCUGCAACGCGCAUGGGGUGACGCUAUUCGUGGUUCUACUCUCUGCCUUUAGAGCUACGCACUUCCGCCUUACAGGCCAGGAUGAUGCCACCAUUGGCACUGCAAAUGCAAAUCGGGAUCGGUGGGAGGUUAAAGACAUUAUUGGAUUCUUUGUUAAUAUGCAGUGCCUUCGGAUUACAGUUAACGACGAGAGUUUCGAAGAACUUGUUCAACAGGUCCACGAGAUGGCGGUUGCAUCGCUUGCUAACCAGGACGUGCCGUUCGAGAGCAUUGUCUCGCAGCUUAAGCAGGACAGAGACCUGUCUCGUCACCCACUCGUCCAGCUCGUCUUUGCGGUGCACUCUCAGCAAAACCUGGGACAACUGGUACUAGAAGGCUUGGAUACAGAAGGCAUGCAUGGCGCAGCAACAUCUAGGUUCGACCUUGAGUUCCAUUUCUAUCCUCAGACAAAUGGCCUCCAGGGUAAUGUUGUCUUCUCAACAGACCUCUAUGCGCCCGAGACAAUUGACAACAUGCUGUCGCUCUUCCACAGCGUCCUCCAGGGGUGCCUGAGGGACCCGAAGGCAGAGGUUGCAUCCUUGCCGUUGUUAACUGACAGCGACUUCGCCAAGCUUGAUGCGAUGGGGCUAGUUAGGGUCGAGCAGACCAACUACCCGCGCGAGUCGAGCGUUAUUGACCUCUUCCGUCAGCAAGUCUCUGCUUAUCCGUCCAGGGUCGCCGUCACAGACGCUUCAGCGGAAAUGAGCUACGCUGAGCUAGAUAGGGGAUCAGAUCUCGUUGCUCGGUGGCUGGUACACCGCUCGUUCCCCCCUGAGAGUCUGGUUGGUGUACUCACAAGUCGAAGCUGCCAGACCAUAGCCGCGUUCCUGGGCAUUCUGAAGGCCAACCUGGCGUACCUACCGUUUGAUGUCAAAAUACCAGGGAAGCGCAUGGAAGCUAUCCUUUCUUCCCUUCCAGGACAGAGGGUCAUCUUGCUUGGAUCUGACGUGCAGCCUCCGGAGGUCAAGGUGAAGAACGUCGAGUUCGUCCGCAUCAGCGAAGUCCUGAACGAGCAGGCUAACGAUGAGUCUUCGGAGUGUAAAUCUGCUACAAUGUUCGGGCCGUCAGCUAACAGCCUUGCAUAUGUCAUGUUUACCUCGGGAUCGACAGGACAGCCCAAGGGGGUAAUGAUAGAGCAUCGCGGCAUUGUGCGUCUGGUUAGAGACAACAACCUCGUACAGCAUUUACCAGCAUCACGAGUCAUGGCACACGUGACAAAUCUUGCUUUCGACGUCUCGACAUGGGAGAUUUAUGCCUGUCUCUUGAACGGCGGAACGCUCGUCUGCAUUGACGCAAUGGCAGUGCUUGACCCACAGGCUAUGGUUCAGAUAUUCAAUCAACGCGCCAUUCGGAUGGCCGUGUUCACACCAACCUUGUUUAGACAGUUCACUCUAGAGUCUCCUGCGAUAUUCACCUCAGUCCAAAUGCUUUGUGUGGGAGGUGAAGCAAUGUACCCGCGGGACUACUUUGCAGCAGAAACGAUCCUCACGGGUAAGCUUAUUAACUGCUAUGGUCCGACAGAGAACACAGGCAUUAGCGCGACCUUUGUCCUGCAAAAGAAAGAACAGUUCUCCAACGGUGUGCCUAUCGGCCGAGCGCUAAGCAAUUCGGGCGCCUAUGUCAUGGAUCCGAAGCUACAACUCGUGCCACUCGGAGUCAUCGGAGAGCUCAUUGUCACGGGUGACGGUCUGGCACGAGGAUACACUGAACCCCAGCGAGAUAUCAAUAGGUUUGUUACUGUAACAGUCGCUGGUGAGACAGUGAGGGCCUAUCGGACAGGUGAUUACGUCCGCCAUCGCCCUACAGACGGUCUUCUGGAGUUCUUCGGUCGGAUGGAUGGACAAAUCAAGAUCCGGGGAAACCGUGUCGAGCUGGGAGAAAUCGAGCAUGCCCUCCGCAGCCACGGCUCUGUAAGCGAUGCAGUGACGGUGCUGCAACAGGACGAUGAUGAUGAAGUCCAGCUCACAGGGUUUGUCACUAUCCAUGAAGAUGAUGCGCUGGCCGGUGAAACUGGUGCUGCCCCUGAAUCGCAGCAUGUCGAAGCAUGGGAAGAGCAGUUCGAUGUCGAUGUCUACUCUUCGAUCUACAACGUUCGACCCGGGACUACUGGACGCGACUUCAUCGGAUGGACGUCUAUGUACGACGGUACGGAUAUAGACAAGGUAGAGAUGAACGAGUGGUUAGACGACACCAUUGCCACGCUGCUCAACGGCCAGGAGCCUGGGCACGUUCUAGAGAUUGGAUCAGGCACCGGUAUGGUCCUCUUCAACCUGGGCAAGGGCCUGCAGAGCUAUGUCGGUCUUGAGCCAUCUCAAAAGGCUGUCGACUUCAUCAUGGCAACUGUCAAGUCCAUGCCUGCACUGGCAGGAAGGGUGCACAUGUAUAAAGCCACAGCAGCGGAUGUUAGCCAGCUGGAACGGCCAAUUACUGCCAACCUUGUGGUCCUAAACUCAGUUGUGCAAUACUUCCCCAGCCAGGACUAUCUUUUUAAGCUCAUCCAGGACCUGCUAGCGCUUGAAGGCGUGCGUACCCUCUUCUUUGGCGACAUCCGGUCGCACGCGCUGUACCGCGAGUUCCUAGCUACCCGAGCGCUACGAAUGGCCGGCGACAAGGCCGCAAAGGUUGACAUUCUACGCAUGAUGGCCGAUAUGGAGCGAGUCGAACGGGAGCUGCUGGUUGACCCAGCGUUUUUCACCGCCCUGCCAAGUCGCUUGCCAGGGGUCGUCGAGUACGUCGAGAUUCUGCCCAAAAAGAUGAAAGCGACCAACGAGCUUAGCUGUUAUCGAUACGCAGUGGCGGUCCACAUCAGGACCCGAGGCCAGCCAGAGCAUGGCAUCCACUACGUUGAACAAGACAGAUGGGUCGACUUUGCAGAGCGCAAACUAGAUCGCCGGUCUCUCCUAGAGCACCUGCACAGCUCCUCCACCUCACCUCUAAUCGCUGUGAGCAAUAUCCCUCACAGCAAGACUAUUGCUAGUCGCUGCCUUAUCGCCUCUCUGAACGAUGCGGCAUUGGAGACAACAGCUCAACAGGACUGGCUCUCCUCUGUGUACAAGGAAGCACAACUUGUCCCCGCCCUUUCUGCCACCGACUUGGUUGACAUUGCCAAAGAAGCCGGCUACCAGGUCGAGAUUAGCUGGAGCAGACAGCACUCACAGAAGGGUGGUCUGGACGCCGUCUUCCACCGGUAUCAGCCGCAAGAUGGAGGGAAGCGGGUGAUGUUCCGGUUCCCUAGCGAUGACGUGGAUCGACCGCUGCAGAGUCUCAGCAGCAGGCCGUUGCGGCACCAAUUCCUGCAGACCACCCAACAACAGUUGCACGAGAUGCUUGAGGCCCAGCUGCCUGCUUAUAUGGUCCCUCAGAGCAUUACAGUCCUGCGGGCAAUGCCGAUCAACCAGAACGGCAAGGUCGACCGCAAGAUGCUCGCGCAACGACGGGGAAAAGAAACAUUUAAUAGAGGGAUCGUGCGGCAGCAAGAACUGUCAACGGUACAAAGCACGCUACAGCAACUGUGGGGUCGCGUGCUGGGCAUCGAGGCGCAGACAAUUGGGCUAAACGACAGCUUCUUCCGCCUCGGCGGCGACUCGAUCGUGGCUAUGAAGCUAGUCGGCGAAGCUCGCAGGAUGGGAAUGCACCUGAGUGUUGCUCACAUCUUCCGCCACCCGCAGCUGGACCAGUUAGCCUCUGCAGUCAUUGCAUCAACACAAAACUCCCUUACCACUAUCCCGCACGUUGAUCAAGUUGCUCCUGUCAAGCAAUCGUUCGCCCAAGGCCGUUUGUGGUUCCUGGAAGAACUCCACCCUGGUCUGACCUGGUAUCUCAUGCCACUUGCACUGCGUCUCACGGGCCCCCUCCAGCUUACAGCACUGAACGCCGCUAUCCAUGCAAUCGAAAGCCGCCAUGAAACCCUACGUACAACAUUCGCUACUGAUGGAGGUGUCAGUAUGCAGAUUGUUCAGCCCUUCCGCGCUAAAGAGCUCAACGUCAUUGACGUUCUCCCAGGCAAUGAACAGCAUCUGACGGAUGCUGUGCAACAGGACCAGACAACUCCCUUCGAUCUACGCACUGAGCCUGGAUGGAGAGUAUCAGUCUACCGAGUCCACAAAAAUGAUCACUUGCUCUCCAUCGUCAUGCAUCACAUCGUGUCCGACGGCUGGUCUGUCGAUGUGCUUAUGCGCGAACUGGCUGUGUUCUACUCCGCCGCGUUGCGCAGCCAGGACCCACUAUCCCAGGUUCAACCUCUGCCUAUACAGUACCGCGACUUCUCUGUGUGGCAGAGACAACAAGCCCAAGUCGACGAGCACCAGAGACAGCUCAGCUACUGGCUGACGCAACUCCAGGAAAGCCGACCGGCAGAGCUGCUCUGCGACAAGCCCAGACCCUCGACUCUUUCUGGCAAGGCUGAUAUUCGAACUGUAGAGAUUAGCGGUCGUCUGUAUGCGGAGCUGCAACAGUUCUGCGAAGCGCACGAGGUGACGCUGUUCGUGGCUCUGCUCGCUGCCUUUAGAGCUACACACUUCCGCCUUACAGGCCAGGAUGAUGCCACCAUUGGCACUGCAAAUGCAAAUCGGGACCGGUGGGAGGUUAAAGACAUUAUUGGAUUCUUUGUUAACAUGCAGUGCCUUCGGAUCACGAUUAAUGACGAGAGUUUUGAAGAGCUAGUUCAGCAGGUUCACGCUGUAACAGUUGCAUCGCUUGCCAACCAGGACGUGCCGUUUGAGAGCAUUGUCUCGCAGCUUAAGCAGGACAGAGACCUUUCUCGUCAUCCACUUGUCCAGGUUGUCUUUGCGGUGCACUCGCAGCGAAACCUAGGACAACUAAUGUUAGAAGGCGUGGAAACAGAGGGCAUGCAUAGCGCAGCAACCUCUAGGUUCGACCUUGAGUUCCAUUUCUAUCCUCAGACAAAUGGCCUCCAGGGUAAUGUUGUCUUCUCAACGGACCUCUAUGCGCCCGAGACAAUCGACAAUAUGCUGUCGCUCUUCCACAGCGUCCUCCAGGGGUGCCUGGGAGACCCGAAGGCGGUGGUUGCAUCCUUGCCGUUGUUAACUAAUAGCGACUUCGCCAAGCUCGAUGCGAUGGGGCUAGUUCAGGUCGAGCAGACCAAUUACCCGCGCGAGUCGAGUGUUGUCGACCUCUUCCGUCAGCAAGUCUCUGCUUAUCCGUCCAGGACCGCUGUCAUAGACGCCUCAGCGGAAAUGAGCUACGCUGAGCUGGACAGAGCAUCAGAUCUUCUUGCUCGGUGGCUUGUACAUCGUUCGUUCCCCCCUGAGAGUCUGGUUGGCUUGCUCGCAAGCCGAAGCUGCCAGACCAUAACCGCGUUCUUGGGCAUUCUGAAGGCCAACCUGGCAUACCUACCGUUUGAUGUCAAAAUACCAGGAAAGCGCAUGGAAGUUAUCCUUUCUUCCCUUCCAGGCCAAAGGAUCAUCUUGCUUGGAUCUGAUGUGCAGCCUCCGGAGGUGAAGCUGAGCAACGUCGAGUUUGUCCGCAUUGGCGAAGUCCUGAACGAGCAGGCCAAUGAUGAGUCUUCGGGUUGUAAUUCUGCUACAAUGGUCGGGCCGUCAGCUACCAGCCUUGCAUAUGUCAUGUUUACCUCGGGGUCGACGGGACAGCCCAAGGGGGUGAUGGUAGAGCAUCGCGGCAUUGUACGCCUAGUUAGAGACAACAACCUAGUGCAGUACCUACCAGGAUCGCGAGUCAUGGCGCAUAUGACAAAUCUUGCCUUCGAUGUCUCGACUUGGGAGAUUUAUGCCUCUCUCUUGAACGGCGGAACGCUCGUCUGCAUUGACGCAAUGGUAGUACUUGACCUAGAGGCUAUGGUUCAGAUAUUCAGUCAACAUGCCAUUAGGAUGGCUGUGCUCACACCAGCGUUGUUUAGACAGUACACUCUAGAGUCUUCUACCAUAUUUGUCGCAGUCGAAAUGCUUUGUGUUGGGGGUGAAGCAUUGUAUCCGCGGGACUACGUUGCGGCUGAAAGUCUCCUUAAGGGUAAGCUUAUCAACUGCUAUGGUCCAACAGAGAACACAACCUUCAGCACACUUUUUGUCCUGCACAAGGCGGAGCAGUUCACCAACGGUGUGCCUAUUGGCCGAGCGCUAAGCAACUCGGGUGCCUACGUCAUGGAUCCGGAGCUGCGUCUCGUGCCACUUGGGGUUAUGGGAGAACUUGUGGCCACGGGUGACGGUCUGGCACGAGGAUACACUGACCCUCAGCACAACAUCAAUAGGUUUGUUACAGUCACAGUCGCUGGCCAGACAGUGAGGGCCUAUCGAACAGGUGAUUACGUCCGCCAUCGCCCUACAGACGGUCUUCUGGAGUUCUUUGGUCGGAUGGAUGGACAGAUUAAGAUCCGGGGAAACCGUGUCGAGCUGGGAGAGGUCGAGCACGUCCUCCGCAGCCACCGCUCUGUCAGCGAUGCAGCGACUGUGCUGCAACAGCACGAUGGUGACGAGGUCCAGCUCACGGGCUUCGUCACUAUCCAUGAAGGGGAUGCACUGGUUGAUGAACAGGCUGGCACUGGCUCUGAAUCGCGGCACGUCGACACAUGGGAGGAGCAGUUCGAUGCCGAGAUCUACUCGCCAAUCCACAAAGUUCGGCACGAGAUCAUUGGACGCGACUUCAUCGGAUGGACGUCUAUGUACGACGGUACAGAUAUAGACAAGGCAGAGAUGAACGAGUGGCUAGACGACACCAUCGCCACGCUACUCAACGGUCAGGAGCCUGGGCACGUUCUAGAGAUUGGAUCUGGCACCGGUAUGGUCCUCUUCAACGUGUGCAAGGGACUGCAGAGCUAUGUCGGUCUUGAGCCAUCUCAAAAGGCUGUCGACUUCAUCACAGCAACUGUCAAGUCCAUGCCUGCACUGGCAGGAAGGGUGCACAUGUAUAAAGCCACAGCAGCAGACAUUGGCCAACUGGAAAGGCCAAUCGCUGCCAAUCUUGUCGUCAUGAACUCAGUUGUGCAGUACUUCCCCAGCCAGGACUAUCUUUUCAAGCUUAUCCAGGACCUGCUUACGCUUAAAGGCGUGCGUACCCUCUUCUUUGGCGACAUCCGGUCGUACGCGCUCUACCGCGAGUUCCUGGCCACCCGAGCGCUACGCAUGGCCGGUGGCAAGGCCGCAAAGGCCGACAUUCUACGCAUGAUGGCUGACAUGGAGCGCGUCGAGCGAGAGCUGCUGGUCGACCCAGCGUUUUUCACCGCCUUACCAAGUCGCUUGCCAGGACUAGUCGAGCACGUCGAGAUCAUGCCCAAAAAGAUGAAAGUGACCAACGAGCUUAGCUGCUAUCGAUACGCAGUCGUGGUCCAUGUUAGGACCCGAGGCCAGCCAGAGCAUGACAUUCAUCACAUUGAACAAGACAGAUGGAUCGACUUUGUGGAGCGCAAAUUAGACCGCCAAUCUCUUUUAGAGCACCUACACAGUUCCUCUACCUCACCUCUAAUCGCGGUGAGCAAUAUCCCUCACAGCAAGACUAUUGUAAGCCGCUGCCUUGUCGACUCGCUGGACAAUGCGGCAACAGAGACAACAGCUCAGCUGGACUGGCUCUCCUCUGUGUACAAGGAAGCGAAGCAUGUCCCCGCCCUUUCUGCCACUGACUUGGUUGACCUUGCCGAAGAAGCUGGCUACCAGGUUGAGAUCAGCUGGAGCAGGCAGUACUCGUGGAAAGGUGGUCUUGACGCCGUCUUCCACCGGUAUCAGCCGCACGAUGGAGGGAAGCGGGUGAUGUUCCGGUUCCCUAGCGAUGACGUGGGUCGACCGCUGCAGAGUCUCAGCAGCAGGCCUUUACGGCACCAAUUCCUGCAGAAAACCCAACAACAGCUGUACGACAUGCUUGAGGCCCAGCUGCCUGCGUACAUGGUUCCCCAGACAAUCUCUAUCCUAGAGGCAAUGCCGGUCAAUCAAAACGGCAAGGUUGACCGCAAGAUACUAGCACGACGACGACAAAAAAUGACAUCCAAUCGAGGGAUCGUGCAGCAGCCGACCUCAAAGGCGGAGAAGACGAUGCAGCAGCUAUGGGCUCGCGUGCUGAACAUCGAUCCGCAGAGCAUCGGCCUGGACGACAGCUUCUUCCACCUCGGCGGUGACUCGAUCGCGGCCAUGAAGCUAGUCGGUGAGGCUGGACAUCAAGGGAUCCGACUCACUAUAGCGGAUGUGUUCCGACAGCCUAGUCUUAACCAUUUAGUACGCGUUUGUCGGGCAUCCACUAAGCUCGUUCAAUCAAUCCUUCCCUUUUCCCUGCUCUCGCCUGAAACCAAAGAGCAAAUUCUUUCAUCCCCCGAAUUUUCCAACACAGGUAUACAACGCGAUAAUUUAGUCGACAUUCUUCCUGCCACCUGCGCACAACAGAAUUUCAUCACUCAAGGCAUACAAAAUCCUCGCGUAGCCUUCAAUUACCUUUUCCUCGAUAUAGGGCCGCAGUUGGAUGUGAACCUCCUCAAAGACAGCUGUCGGAAGCUUGCCGACCAUUUCCCGAUACUCCGUACCCGGUUUGCUCACGCUCGAGGACAGUUAUGGCAGCUUGUUAUUCGCGACGUUGGAUCACUAUUCACAACGUUCAACGUGAUAGGAUCCUUGUCAGAAGAAUCGCAUGCGAUCUUCUUGCGGGGCUUGGAACACUGCGAUCCACUUGGCCUUCCAACUUCUUUCAUUCUCGUGCGUAAUAAGUCCCAGGAGAAUCGGUUCAUCUUGCGUCUUUCUCAUGCUCAGUAUGACGGUGUUUGUCUUCCAAUCAUAUUGCGAACGCUUGUGUCUAUCUACCAGCAACAACCCCUGCCGCCCACUAUUAGCUUUCCAACCUAUCUUGCACAUGCUCGUGAUCAACGAACGACGUCAGGUCGCUACUGGCGAGAACUUCUCCGCAACUCCAGCCACACUAGAGCUACUGCGAAGCUUCUCCCUAAGGCGCCAGAGGAUGCUACCCCUCGUUUGGUCAGGGUUGGGAAAUCCAUCUUCGCUCCUCGGCUUCCUGAGCACCUUACAAUAGCAUCCCUAGUUAGUUCCGCCUGGGCUUUAGUCCUCUCAAACAUCACUGGCGAAGAUGACAUUAUUUAUGGACAUGUGGUUGCUGGUCGCAAUGCAGACAUUCCUGGUGUCACAGAAAUAGUCGGGCCUUGCUUGAACAUAGUUCCAGUCAGGGCUUUUACACCCCACACAAGAACUUCUCAAGAACUCAUCCACUCUAUCCAAGAGCAACAUAUCUCACUUGGACAAUCGGACUCCAUGGGAUGGGAUGAAAUUAUGAAAGAAUGUACUGACUGGCCUGCUGAGUCGGCGUUAGACUCGGUGAUCCAGCAUCAGAACAUCGAUGUGGAGUUUGAAACCCGCAUCGCAGGGGAAACCGCGAAGGUACAAUGGUUUAACAAUCCUUUCGGGGUGCCAUCUUAUCUGAGUGUCUGGUCGCAACCACAAGGCGAUAAACUCAAGAUUAUGGUCGCUGGCAACACUCAUAUAUUAGCAGCCGAAAUGGCACAUCCGCUACUUGAUAUGCUAGUCGAAACAAUCACAACGCUUUCAACCAACUUACAAUCGCCGCUUGCCUCAUGCAAGUCCUUUCUACCAGCAUUCAAGUCAAAGGACCAAUAACGAACUCAGUGCAACGGAAAUUGUACAGAACACUUGCUAUGAAGCACAAAUUCAUUUAUUCCAAUCAUGUGUCCUUAGUCUUUUUAUUCAUCCUCUGUUCCUUCGAUCUUGCUUUUGAUAAUUUAGCAUAUACCUGUAGACAUUUGUUGCUUUGCCGAACAUAUCUGACGGUAAACGCAAUGAAAAUCGUCCUGUUAUCUCUAAGGAAUGGCAUAUCACUUUGCGCUGAGAAUACAAUCCUGGGAGAUGAGCCACGUUAAACGCAGGCUGUGCUGAUUUGUAAUAUGAGGGUUUUUGGGGUUUAUCUUUAUUCGAGCUGACGUGGGGGAAUUCUCCUCGCGCCGUUUACAUCACGCAUACGAAACGU
Molecule: messenger RNA, 24258 nt
Organism: Lindgomyces ingoldianus
Lineage: Eukaryota; Fungi; Ascomycota; Dothideomycetes; Pleosporales; Lindgomycetaceae
Product: acetyl-CoA synthetase-like protein
Exons: 1
Coding region: 21-23891 (7956 amino acids)
Biological process (GO): secondary metabolite biosynthetic process; amino acid activation for nonribosomal peptide biosynthetic process
Cellular component (GO): cytoplasm
Molecular function (GO): catalytic activity; phosphopantetheine binding
Source: RefSeq, a predicted model, not a curated record